GACAUCGACGCGGAUGCUGCCGCGAUGCCGCAGCGAGAUGGCGAGUCCUCCCUGAGGGGUGCAGGGCACCGCCCACGCCUCCACUGGAGGCCGACCCCCAGCUGCACAGGUGGGGCCAGCCACCAAGGAGGGGGUCCGCAACAGCGAUCUGGUGCAGACGAGACCGAACUGGACGUAGGGCGCAUGGCUCGUCUCUGGCCGCCGACGCCUGAACAAGAAAAGCUGAGAGCUGGUGGAGCCAGCACCCCAACUCCCGAAGCCUCGCGCGGCAGUCACACAGCGAACGAGAGCAUCGCUGCAUGACCACCAAUGCGGAAAAGCCAUCUCGACACAGGCAGUUGCCAAGACGAUCGAACAUUGCUUAGACGGAUAGACAGGACAUCAUGUGGAGAGGAGGAGGGGGAGGGGGAGGAGGAGGAGGAGGAGGAGAAAGAAGAGGAAGAUGAGAAAGAAAGAGGACGAAGAGACAUGGACGGUGGAUGAGGACUGACACGUGCUCCGCACACAGCGUCUCGCUGCGCACCAAGCGGUGUCCCGGCCCAGCGCCGCCGUGCGCGCGGCCCACUGCGUACUGGCAGGCAAACGACGCCGAAAUCAAAAUCCCCGGAGGGCACCGAUCGGGGGGAGGUAGGGGGAGAGGGGGCGGGGAGGGGGAGAUGGGGACAGAUCAUAUGGGUCGACAGCAGGGAUGAGGGAAGGGGAGAUGGGAGGCGUAUGUCUUGGGCCAGGAAGCUCGCGGUUCACAUCAGGGAGAAUAGCUAGUCUCCUCCCUCCCUGUCCCCGAACAUCAUGAGGUGCAUCUGGUCAUGGUGGCAAUCAAACUCCUGGUCAGUGAUACCAUCCUGCUGAGCCGCCCGCCUAAAUGUUGCAACAACCUCUGAUGUGGCGCCCAAACCUAACAUCUUCAACACAUUAAGAAUGGCAGGGGCUUCACUCUUGGGCGCUUGAAUUCUGUUCUGGCGCCAGAGCACGAGAAUUAAGUCGGAAAAAGCAUUGAUAAUGCGUUCAUCGUUGAACACGCUCUUCAAGCUCAACCACCAAAGCAUAUGAAUAGCAGGAAGGCUGGGCUACUUUGGAAUUGCUUUCUCAACGAGUGGAGACACAGAUUCGCAAAACCGCUGGCAGUCCAUAUCAAGCAAGACAACACUAGACAACGCUUGAGUAACGGACCUCCACGUAAAAUGAUGGAUUCGGCAUGCCUCGAUGUACUUGUUCAUGAGACCUUGCAUUAAUCUCUUAUCCUUCACUGCAUCUAGAUCUAACCGCUCUGGCAGUUUGGUGGUGCGAGUGCUCUGUGCCAAGCUUAGCCGUCCACGACGUACUGUCAACAUAGCAUGAUUCCUGCAAUUGAUCUCUCUCAGAACCAAUCUGGCAUCACCGGUGACAUUGUUGGCUUUGACGAUCUGGCCCUCACUUUGAACUUUCCAACUUGGGUAGGGUCUGUUCCAUAUUCUCACUAAGCCUCCCUCAAUGCUCACGAUGUCGAUGGCACUGUGGCUCUUUCUCAACCGCAUUUUGAUGCCAAGCUUGUCAGAAGUAUUUCGCUUCGCUACGUGGACAUACUAUGAGUAUGUCGGAUCAACCUUUCCAUCACAGAUCGUUGAAUACCUCGUUUAGCUCUGUAUAUAACCCGAGAAAUGUGUAUAACUCCAAAUUGAUCACUGGCGGGGAUCUCACGAGCAAUGUCCUUCAGGCUCACAAACAUGUUCACGUUUGCAGGGUCUGGCAUCAUAUAACAGGAGUGCGCGGUGAGAACGUUGACGACAGCAACGUCAAAUUGCUGCUUGCAGUCGUGGAGAAUGUCCGAGAAACGGAGAGCAGAAGUCUUGAAUCUAUCAUCUGUCUGGAGGUUUCGGUUCGCAAGCCUCAGACCAAGCACGAUUUGAGCCAAAUGAUCUGGCUUCUGCUCCUGCAGCAAGUCUGGCAAAACUUCCAGCACAGCAAUGGUCGCAUGCUCAAGUAGAAGGGCCCGCUCCUCUUUGGAUAGAGCGACGGCAAUAACGCCAUGCUGGUCUAGGCGCCCAAGAAAAUAUACAACAUUGCCUGAAUACUGUACCCGUUCUCCCGAAUGUCCAGAUUCUUCCGGCGACUCUUGACAUGACUGCUUGACUUCCAAUCCAGAAGAUCAUUCAGUACCAUUCGCAACAAAUCCUUGCACGCAUCUGUCUGUCCCCCUUCCGAGGGGUCAAGUUUCAGUUUUGCCAAUCGAAGUAUGAUCGUAGCCCGGUGCCACAUGGCGACUUCGCCUGCAGAGAGCUGGAGAAGAUCGUCGUAUACCCUUGCUGAUGUGAUCUGCUUUGUGAGAUCCCCGGGGGACAUGCAGAAGCAGCGCACGUCUCGCGCAAACCUCCGAUGUCUAGUCUGUCGCGACCAGGCCCCCUGACCAUAAGCUCUCUGGGGGCGCUGCAUCGACUCUCUCACAGAGACAAAGCUGCCCCAAAACAGCGCCCCCUGGCUGCACGUAGCAGCAGCAAUACCACAUGGGAGGAUUCCAAAACGCGCCGCUGGCGAUGCACCGCCACGAGCGCGACUUUACGGGCCCCAGAUGAGUGGAGCAAGCCUGGUUGGACGCGUCGACGGCUUGAGCCAAACUGACU
Messenger RNA from Prorocentrum cordatum, 2597 nucleotides. Lineage: Eukaryota; Dinophyceae; Prorocentrales; Prorocentraceae. The record is from the annotation of a GenBank genome assembly.